UGAAAGAAAGCAAGCACGCAAUAGGCUCAAGCUUCUGACAGCUCCACAAAUCAGAUUUAGGAGACUCAUCCACAGCAACAUAAUGGCUUUCCAGAAAAACCUGCAUUUCCUGGUAUUCCUGCUGCUGAUUGUUAACACUCAGUUUUCCACGGCCCAACACUGGUCCCAUGGUUGGUAUCCAGGAGGGAAGAGAGAAGUGAGUCUGUCUCAAUCUCCAGAUGCUUCAGAAGAAAUCAAGUUAUGUGAAGGUGAGGGUUGCCUGUUGCUGCGGAGUCCACAUAGAGGGAUCAUAAGGAGUAUUGUGAUGGAUAUGUUGGUGCAACAGAUUCAGAAGAAAAAAUGAAGUCUGCCUUGUUUUCAGAUUGCCCCCAGUGUAAAUUAUAAGCUCAUGAAGCUGAUGUGCCUGAAGAUAUUUUCCUCAGAAAUAUGAUUUUAAAUUCUGCAAUGAAUUUCUGUCAAAGUUCAGUAAGCUCAUCUCAUGUACAUGGCUUGAAGACUAUUGAAUGGCGCUGUGAGACUGUUUGAGUGACAUCUGUGAAAACACUGCAGAUAGACUUCCCUUUCUGGCAUUUUAAUUUCAACCAUGUGAAAUGAAGGACUUUAUUUUGCCAUAUAUCAAUAACACCAACUCUCAAAUGCUAUUGCUUGAACAUGAGAAAUACUCAAGAAAAGAGAUAUAAACAGUUGUUGUGUUUUAUUUAGUAACUGUUUUUCCAAGUUUUGGCAUUAUUUUGCCUGAACCUAAAGCAA
This is a messenger RNA of Stegostoma tigrinum, 750 nucleotides long. RefSeq names its product gonadotropin-releasing hormone 2 (gene gnrh2). Gene Ontology annotation, biological process: multicellular organism development. NCBI's taxonomy places the organism in Eukaryota, Metazoa, Chordata, Chondrichthyes, Orectolobiformes, Stegostomatidae. The record is from RefSeq and is a predicted model, not a curated record. Gene Ontology annotation, cellular component: extracellular region. Bases 83 to 343 code for a protein of 86 amino acids. The transcript has 4 exons. Gene Ontology annotation, molecular function: hormone activity.